This is a messenger RNA of Cavenderia fasciculata, 2688 nucleotides long. RefSeq lists its product as uncharacterized. Lineage: Eukaryota; Evosea; Eumycetozoa; Acytosteliales; Cavenderiaceae. The record is from RefSeq and is a predicted model, not a curated record. The transcript is spliced from 8 exons. Gene Ontology annotation, cellular component: intracellular membrane-bounded organelle; membrane. The coding region runs from base 1 to 2688 and encodes 895 amino acids. Gene Ontology annotation, molecular function: ATP binding; ABC-type transporter activity; lipid carrier activity. Gene Ontology annotation, biological process: lipid transport; transmembrane transport.
AUGGAAUUUGAAGAACCAAACUAUUUUCAAUUAACUCUAAAACAAACUAGAAUUCUAUUGAUUAAAAACUGGAGAAUAGCAUAUAGAAAAAGAGUCACCACUGCCAUUCAAUUAACAGUUCCAUUCUUUUUCGUACUUGGACUUUAUUUAAUUCAAUUGGCUGUUGAUGAUGCACUUUCAACAAAUGAUUUAUUUGCCGAUACACCAUCAUCAUUUAAUAAUCCAAUAUCAUUAAUACCAAAAUGUAUACCACAUCCAAGUAGUGGAUCACAUUGUUUUACAUUUAUAUAUGCACCAGAUGAUGAUAUUAUUCAAGAGUUUGUUAGUGGAGUGUUACAAGAUAACCCACAUCUUGGUCAACACGAUGUCAAAGCCUUUCCAAAUCCACAGGCAGUCAAUAAUUUUAUUCUGGCCAACAAGAAUAAAACACAGGCGGCCUAUAUAUUCAAUAGUUUUACCAAUGGUAUCAUCAACUAUGACAUUCAAUACAACACCAGUUGUGCCAACAGUUGGAAUGGUAAUGGUCAAUGUCCGCCUCCCAUCGACUCUGUCAUUGCUCCCAUGCAAGUUUCAAUGGACAAACAAAUCAUGAAACUAUCCAACCACAAAUCAUCCUCUCAUACACCACCAUCAUUUAUUCCAAACUCUAUUUCAAUUGAAUGGAGUAGUGGUUUAUUAGCUCAUCCAAAAACUAAAUAUUAUAAUAUUGUAUCAGAUUUAGGAAGUAUAUUCUUUUUUGCAUCAUUAAUGUUUCAAUUUGUAUUAAUGUUACAAGAUAUGGUAGUGGAAAAGGAAACAAAGUUAAAGGAAGGUAUGAGAAUGAUGGGAUUGAAAGAAUUGGCUUAUUACUUGUCAUGGUUCUUGACCUACUCUGUAUUUAUCAUUUUAAAUGUAUUUUUGUUGAUUGCCAGUGGUUUCAUCUUUCAAUUCACCUUUUUCAAACGAAAUGACUUUGGUACCUACUUUUUCCUAUUUCUCUUGUUUGGUAUGUCCAUCAUUUGCUUUGGUUUCUUUUUAUCCGCUUGUCUUAGAAAGAGUCAAGCUGCAACCUUUAUCGGGUUCUUUUUGUUUAUUCUCUUUUCUAUUCUCCAAGCUUUUAUUCCCAAUCUACUCUACAUUGAUGGAAAACCAUACAGCAUCCAAGCCAUCUUUUCACUACUCUCUCCCAUCGUCUUUGCCAAAGGUCUCACCGAUCUCGCCACUGCCAGUAAUUUCGCCGGUCUACGUUGGUCAGGUAUCGCAGACCAUACCCAUGUCUUUCCGCUCCUCCUCGUCUAUCGUUGGAUGGUACUGGAUUCUUUUAUCUUUCUCGUCCUUGGUUGGUAUAUUGACAAUGUAUUCCCAGGUGAGUUUGGUACUCCCAAACCUUUCUUUUUCUUUCUUCAACCUUCUUAUUGGACUGGUAGACCAAGUCGUUUAGAUUUUAAAUCAACAACUCCAUCUCAAUCAUCACAAAUUUUAAAUCAUUCAAAUUUAGAUGAAGAUGUAAUAAAUGAAGAAUUAAAAGUAAAAGAAAUUGAUCCAAAAAAUUCAAAUGAAUUUGCAGUAGUCAUUAAAGAUUUGGUAAAGAUUUAUAGAAACAAUGCCUUUUUUAGAUCUAAAAAGGAUUUCCAUGCUGUUAAAGGGUUGUCAUUGACCAUGCAAAAGAAUCAAUUGUUUGCUGUUUUAGGUCCAAAUGGUGCAGGCAAGACAACUACGUUUAGUAUGUUGACAGGUCUAUUUGGCCCCACUCAUGGUGAUGCCUACAUCUAUGGUCACUCCAUCUCGGAUGAAAUGAAUACUAUCCGUAAAUUCAUGGGUGUUUGUCCACAACAUGACCUCUUAUUCUCACAUCUCACAGGUCGUGAACAUUUGGAAUUAUACUCUGCCUUUAAAAACAUUCCAGUACAUCGAAUCGAUCAAGAGGUUGAAGAAAGAUUAAAAGAAGUAGGAUUGCUUGAAAUUGGUGACCGUUUUACAACUGUAUAUAGUGGUGGUGAAAAAAGAAGAUUAUCAGUUGCCAUUGCAAUGACUGGUGAUCCUAAAAUUGUUUUUCUUGAUGAACCAUGUACAGCAAUGGAUCCAAUUGGACGUAGACAAGUAUGGAAUAUUAUUGAAAAGAUGAAAAAGAAUAGAGCCAUUGUAUUGACAACUCAUAGUAUGGAGGAAGCUGAUAUCUUGUCGGACAAGAUUGGUAUUAUGGCUUUAGGACGUCUUCGUUGUCUUGGUGAUAACUUGCAUCUAAAGAGCAAGUAUGGAUCUGGUUACAAGGUCACUGUCUACUUAAAGUCACAAGGACCGUCGUCGUACAACAACCUAGCACUAGCCAAAUCAAUCCAAGCCAAGAUUGUCAAUUUUGUCCUUCAGAGUGUUCAAGGUGCAACGGUACUCGCAUCGUCGACUGAGCACGUGACUUUUAGCAUUCCACGUGACAAAACCAAUGAACUGCCCGCUUUCCUAGAGACACUUGAAAACAACCAAACGUUGCUCAACAUUGAAGAUAUCGAUGUUAACAUUUCAUCGCUAGAAGAAGUCUUUUUAAAAAUAGUAGAAGAUACUACUAAUGAAUCAAAACAACCAAUAACCCAAGAUAAGAAGAGUGCUGCAUCUUGGAAAGGAUGUUCAGGAACUUUUUGGUUAAAUGUACUCUUGACUAUUCUUGGUUAUAUUCCAGGUGUAAUUCAUGCUAUAUUCGUUGUACUUGAUUAG